UAUUCUUACGAGACGUUUGUUUGGUGGCCGCUGAUUGGCUGGUACCGGGAGGUAGGCAGCUCCCAGCCAAUCAGCGGCCGCCAAACUAACGUCUCGUAGGCAUAGGGAUCACCCAAGAAUCUACCUUAAGUGAACCAGUUAUAGUAGUAGGAACCUAGCUAUAAAACCAAAACAACUGCAAUUACACAACGUCAGGAAACUUCUGCAAUGCAACCAUACCCUAAAAAAUACAACAUCUCAGCUUUCUUGCAUUUCGUGGGGAUGAUAUGAACAACAUCUUUAAAUGUUGAGCUAAUGCUAUUCAACAGGAAAACAAAUGCGCUGGUUGCUGCAACACAACUGUCAAAUGCGGAACCUACAGUAUUACCACCUUUAUAAUCUAAGUAAGCCUUUAAGUGAAUUUCAUCUAUCAAUAGAUUCACAUUUUUGUCACCAUCUGCUAGAGAUCUGAACUUUUGUUUGAUGUAUGCAAGGAAGUUUUCAUCAUACUGUUCAAGAUUAGGGAUAAGUCAGCCUUCAACUCAACCACCAACCCCUCCUGUAGAGCCCGUGGUGUCAAGUACCAAUUCACAAAGAGCAGGAACUGCAGCUGUUGCACAAGUUCGCAUGCCAAGCCUCCUUAUUGAGAGAUUAGAGAAUCACCGCCCUCGUGCUGGAGCAAGAAAGACAAGACGAGCCAAUAACACUCGAGCCCUUCAAACUCUAAUAGAAGAUGAUUUUGAAGAGACCGGAGAACCUAGUAUUGCUGACCUUCAACCCAAGAAUGAAAAUGCAUUUUCUCGACUCCUGAACAACUGUGAUAAUAUGCGGGUGUGGCAGUAUUUCAUAUCUUGCAGUGAAAUUGAGCAGAUGGCAUAUUUAGAAGCCAUAUCUCCAAAGCAGAAAGUGAAUGGAGUGUGUCCCAGACAGGGUGUUAGUUUUACUCAGAUGAAAUCUAUGCCCAAGGAAGAGAAGGACAGUGACCUGCCCGAGGUUGAUGGUUUUGUAAUGGUGCCAGAUAUAAGUGAUUGCCGAGAAGUACACCCAGCCUACUCCGCAGAACAGUGCUUUGGUUUUAUAGACCCUCAACUUCGUUCUGCCUUCAAGAAGAAGCAUCUGUCUUUGGGGAUUUUGUCAUACCUUGAAGAAGAAGUUGUCAGUACUUUCACAGGAGAUCCGUCUGCUGUGUACAUAAGUCCAGAACUUAGUAGCUAUGAAAGGCUAUUACUGCAUGGCCUUUGUCAGUAUAAUAGGCUGAAAUCUAAAAGCAUGACCAUCGCAAGGACAAGAAGAACCAAGGUCUGCAAUAAAGUAAAUUGUUUCCAUAAACCAAAAUUAUCAUUGACUAAGUAUUUAGAAACUUGCAAGAACUGAGUACUUUCAAGUACUGCAUACAGUUUAAGAAAGUCAAGACCUUUGUUUAUUACGUGGACGGAAAUUCAUGGUACUGUAUAUCCCAGGUUGUAUUUUUUAAGGAAUUUUUUUCGUUUAAGCUCGUAAAUUUAUCAUGAAAAUAUGACAUGGGGAUUCAACAUUGUGUUAGGUUCUUGUAAAGCACUGUGACCCACUGUUAUUACUGUAAUAUGGUUGCUUGAAUUUAUUAUGGAAACAAUGUAUGUAUAUUGGCUAGUGCAGUGGUGGGCAAACUUUUCAGAGCAAGGGCCAUGACAAGUCAAAGGCCAGGACUUAUUUGGAAGUGGCAUUUCACAUUGUACGCUUUUGACACGGCAAUCUUUUCCUGGCACCGUAAACACACCUCUUUAUCCUUAGAACUGGCGAAGAAGUACUUGUGUAUCCAUUCUUCAUUAAAUGCACGAUAUUUAUCUUCAAUUUUACGUUUUUUAGAAGGCAUUGUUCGUAGGGUAGAAGAGAUUGUGUUAUUGUGCAGACGACAAUGACAAGGAAUGAGAAAAGCUGGUGGGAAGUAUUGAUGUAUAACUCUUGCAUAAAAAUUUAUUUUAUAACCUGUAAAUUGUAUAUGUUCACUCACAAAAAUUUAUUGAUUUUUUGUCUAAUGUGCUGCAGGCUUCCACGGGCCACACAAACCUUGUGGAGGGCUGGCUGCAGUUUGCCUGCCACUGGGCUAGUGGGCUUUUUCUUAUUGAUACAAGUAUCUUGAUUUUUUGUAGAAUCUUCAUUUCAUAGCCAAAAAAGUUGCUAUGAUAAGUGAAAUGCCAGAUUAUUAUGCAGCAUUCUCGUCUCUAAAUUUUAAUUGUACAUAAUCUUUUACAAAGACUACCUUUGUUUCUAUAAGUGUGCUACCUGUGUAAAAUGAUUGUGUGCAGUUUGUUACAAACAAACUGGUUUCAUCCAGAUUUACAUAUUUUCUUGUGUUAGUAUAGACCUUGGAAUUUUCUUGGUAGGUACAUAUAUGGUGAACAAAACUUGAGUGUUCAUAAUUCUUGUGGUGCUUUUUUGUUUUUCUUUUAAAGGUUAGUAGGAUAACUUUACAAAUAAAAAAAAAUAGUGUGUUUUCUUAUAAGAUAGGUACUGCUUUCAAUUUCCAGUAUGUUGCAUACUACAAGGAGUAUUGUAGACUACAGCAAAUCUUUAGUCCUCACCUGCUCUAUUUACCUGUUUCCAACUAAAGUUUUUCUUCAUU
This is a messenger RNA of Macrobrachium nipponense, 2581 nucleotides long. RefSeq names its product R3H domain-containing protein 4-like. Gene Ontology annotation, molecular function: nucleic acid binding. The record is from RefSeq and is a predicted model, not a curated record. Lineage: Eukaryota; Metazoa; Arthropoda; Malacostraca; Decapoda; Palaemonidae. The transcript has 8 exons. Bases 463 to 1353 code for a protein of 296 amino acids.